Messenger RNA from Dipodomys spectabilis (banner-tailed kangaroo rat), 2906 nucleotides. RefSeq names its product tubulin beta 3 class III (gene Tubb3). The transcript is spliced from 6 exons. The coding region runs from base 1 to 2556 and encodes 851 amino acids. Gene Ontology annotation, biological process: G protein-coupled receptor signaling pathway; mitotic cell cycle; axon guidance. The record is from RefSeq and is a predicted model, not a curated record. Gene Ontology annotation, cellular component: membrane; microtubule; cytoplasm. Lineage: Eukaryota; Metazoa; Chordata; Mammalia; Rodentia; Heteromyidae. Gene Ontology annotation, molecular function: GTPase activity; structural constituent of cytoskeleton; G protein-coupled receptor activity.
AUGCCGGCUGGAACUGGAACCGGCUUCGGCCCUUCCGACCCCCCGGUCAGGACUGUGCCCACACAGGGACUGAACUCCAUCCCGACAGCCACUCCUUACCUGGCGCUGUCUGCCAACCAGACGGGACCCUGGUGCCUGCUGGUGCCCAUCCCGGAUGGCCUCUUUUUCAGCCUGGGGCUGGUGAGCUUGGUGGAGAACGUGCUGGUGGUGAUUUCUAUUGCCAAGAACCGAAACCUGCAUUCACCUAUGUACUUGUUCAUCUGCUGCCUGGCUUUAUCUGAUCUGCUCGUGAGUGUAAGCAUUGUGCUGGAGACCACUGUCAUCUUGGGGCUAGAGGCAGGGGCCCUGGCCACCCGGGAGAUGGUGGUACAGUGGCUGGACAAUGUCGUUGACGUACUCAUCUGUGGCUCCAUGCUGUCAAGCCUCUGCUUCCUAGGAGCCAUCGCGAUAGACCGAUACAUCUCCAUCUUCUAUGCACUGCGCUAUCAUAGCAUUGUGACACUGUCCCGGGCACGGUGGGUCAUUGUGGCCAUCUGGGGAGCCAGCAUCUUUUCCAGCACUCUCUUCAUGGCUUACUACAAUCACAUGGCUGUCCUGCUUUGUCUUGCUACCUUUUUUCUAGCCACACUGGCCCUCAUGGCCAUUCUGUACCUUCACAUGCUCUCACGGGCAUGCCACCAUGCCCGGGCCAUUGCUCAGCUCCACAAGAGACAGAAGCAUCCUGUUCACCAGGGCUUCUGGCUCAAAGGUGCUGCCACCCUUGCUAUUCUCCUGGGCAUUUUCUUCUUAUGCUGGGUCCCCUUCUUCCUGUACCUCACACUCAUCACCCUCUGCCCCAGGCACCCUACCUGCAGCUGCUUCUUCAAGAACCUCAACCUCUUCCUUGCCCUCAUCAUCUUCAACUCCAUUGUUGACCCCCUCAUCUAUGCCUUCCAGAGUCAGGAGCUCCGCAUGACGAUCAAGGAGGUGCUGCGGUGCACCUGGGCGAGCGCGGGCCGCACGCGGGAGCUCUUCCUGGAGGGCUCGGACCGCGUCCCUGUCCUUGUCCGCUCCCGCUACGGCCGCCAUGAAACCGGCCGCCAUGACGGCCGCGUGCCCGCGACACCGACGGCCCGUCCCACGCCAGCGUUCCCAGCGUUCCCGGCUCCCGCCAGGGCCCGCCCGGCAUCGCUCCGUCCGCACCGCCCGCCCGCCGCAGCCAGCAUGAGGGAGAUCGUGCACAUCCAGGCCGGCCAGUGCGGCAACCAGAUCGGGGCCAAGUUUUGGGAGGUCAUCAGUGAUGAGCAUGGCAUAGAUCCCAGCGGCAACUAUGUGGGUGACUCAGACCUGCAGCUGGAACGCAUCAGUGUCUACUACAACGAGGCCUCCUCUCAUAAAUAUGUGCCUCGGGCUAUCCUGGUGGACCUGGAGCCUGGAACUAUGGAUAGCGUACGGUCAGGGGCCUUUGGACAUCUUUUCAGGCCUGACAACUUCAUCUUUGGUCAGAGUGGGGCUGGCAACAACUGGGCCAAGGGUCACUACACAGAGGGUGCGGAGCUGGUGGACUCAGUCCUAGAUGUUGUGCGGAAGGAGUGUGAGAAUUGCGACUGCCUGCAAGGCUUCCAGCUGACCCACUCCCUAGGUGGGGGCACAGGCUCGGGCAUGGGCACCCUGCUUAUCAGCAAGGUGCGGGAGGAGUAUCCUGACCGCAUCAUGAACACCUUCAGUGUGGUGCCCUCACCCAAAGUCUCAGACACCGUGGUGGAGCCCUACAACGCCACACUGUCCAUCCACCAGCUGGUGGAGAACACGGAUGAGACCUACUGCAUUGACAACGAGGCCCUGUACGACAUCUGCUUCCGCACCCUGAAGCUGGCCACACCCACGUAUGGGGACCUCAACCACCUGGUGUCGGCCACCAUGAGUGGGGUCACCACCUCCCUCCGCUUUCCUGGCCAGCUCAAUGCAGACCUGCGCAAGCUGGCUGUGAACAUGGUGCCCUUCCCCCGCCUGCACUUCUUCAUGCCCGGCUUUGCCCCACUCACAGCCCGGGGCAGCCAGCAGUACCGUGCCCUGACAGUGCCUGAGCUCACCCAGCAGAUGUUUGAUGCCAAGAACAUGAUGGCUGCCUGUGACCCCCGCCAUGGCCGCUACCUGACAGUGGCCACUGUCUUCCGUGGGCGCAUGUCUAUGAAAGAAGUAGAUGAGCAGAUGCUGGCUAUCCAGAGCAAGAACAGCAGCUACUUUGUGGAGUGGAUCCCUAACAAUGUCAAGGUAGCUGUGUGUGACAUCCCUCCUCGAGGCCUCAAGAUGUCUUCCACCUUCAUCGGCAACAGCACGGCCAUCCAGGAGCUGUUCAAGCGCAUCUCUGAGCAGUUCACCGCCAUGUUCCGGCGCAAGGCCUUCCUGCACUGGUACACCGGUGAGGGCAUGGACGAGAUGGAGUUCACGGAGGCCGAGAGCAACAUGAAUGACCUGGUGUCUGAGUACCAGCAGUACCAGGACGCCACAGCCGAGGAGGAGGGCGAGAUGUAUGAAGAUGAUGAUGAGGAGUCUGAGGCCCAGGGCCCCAAGUGAACCACCUGCGGGUGGAGUCACAUGUCAGCCAGGGCCAAGACAAGCAGGUCUGUCCCUCAGAGCCACUUAGCUGCUGACACUGCCCCCCAGCUUUGCUUCUACCAGCUUGCUAUGGUGUCACAGGGCCUCCCGAGUUACGUCCUUCAGUAUUUAUGGCCAUCCCCACCCAGUUUGAGUCCAUUGGCUCUGUCCUCCCCACAUACCCACCUCCUUUUUUGUGUUGCCCCUUGUCUCUUGGUUUUAUUGUGGCUCCGAGCCUGAUGUUUUAUAGUUUGUUUUGUUUUGUUUUUUUUACUGAUGUAUGUUUAUAUUUUGGGGGGGGGAUACUUAAUAAAUCUAUUGCUGUCAGA